Molecule: messenger RNA, 435 nt
Organism: Camellia sinensis
Lineage: Eukaryota; Viridiplantae; Streptophyta; Magnoliopsida; Ericales; Theaceae
Source: RefSeq, a predicted model, not a curated record
AUGGUUUCUUUUAUUGAGGCAGACUUGGAUGUAGUGCAGCAUCCACACAACGAUGCCCUGGUGAUAACGCUGAAGAUUAAAGAAUGCCAGGUGAGGCACAUACUGGCUAAUCAAGGCAGUUCUUGUGACAUCAUGUACGUUAGAUGUUAUAAGGAGCUCGACCUUCACCCAAAUGAUCUGAAACAAUUUGACAGCCCGAUGGUUGGAUUCAAUGGAACGCCAACGUGGCCUCUUGGAGCCACGAAUUUAGAGGUGCAGGUAGGCACCAAGAAGGUAAGCACGGAGUUUACAGUAAUUGACACCCUCUCUCUUUACAAUGUUAUUUUGGGAAGACUGUGGUUGCACGCAAUGAGGGUUAUUCCCUCAACGCUACACCAGCUGUUGCGAUUCCCAACCGAACAGGGGAUCGAGGAGGCUAGAGGGGAUCAGGUGUAG